Molecule: messenger RNA, 1758 nt
Organism: Lotus japonicus
Lineage: Eukaryota; Viridiplantae; Streptophyta; Magnoliopsida; Fabales; Fabaceae
Product: endoglucanase 17-like
Exons: 8
Coding region: 96-1616 (506 amino acids)
Biological process (GO): carbohydrate metabolic process
Molecular function (GO): hydrolase activity, hydrolyzing O-glycosyl compounds
Source: RefSeq, a predicted model, not a curated record
CCACAGUUUCUUCAACAAGUAAAGAGACCACGUUUUGGCUUGCAGGUAGAGGUAGAACCAGUUUGGUUCUUGGUUGGCUGCAUUUUCACUUCAAAAUGACUCUUGUUUUCUCCUUCACAACUCUGUUUCCCCUGUUUUCUCUUCUCUCUUCUGUUCUGCUUCACACUGGUGUGGAUGCCUUCCCACUCCAUCACAACCAUCGCCACCCUCACUUUGCCACUCACAACUACAGAGAUGCUCUCACCAAAUCUAUUCUCUACUUUGAAGGCCAGAGGUCAGGGAAGCUCCCUCCAAAUCAGAGAAUGUCUUGGAGAAGGGACUCUGGCCUCUCUGAUGGCUCUGCCAUGCAUGUUGACUUGGUUGGAGGGUACUAUGAUGCAGGGGACAAUGUCAAGUUUGGUUUUCCCAUGGCUUUUACCACCACCAUGCUUUCAUGGAGUGUUAUUGAGUUUGGUGGGUUGAUGAAAGGUGAGUUGCAGACUGCAAGAGAAGCCAUUCGCUGGUCUACUGAUUAUCUUCUCAAAGCUACUGUACAUCCAGACACCAUUUAUGUUCAGGUAGGAGAUGCAAAGAAGGAUCAUGCUUGCUGGGAGAGACCAGAAGACAUGGACACUCCAAGAAGUGUCUUCAAGGUAGAUGCAAAUGCACCUGGUUCAGAAGUUGCAGCAGAAACUGCUGCAGCUCUUGCAUCUGCUUCCAUUGUCUUCAGAAGAUGUGAUCCUUCAUACUCCAACACUUUGAUCAGGAGGGCUAUCAGGGUGUUCCAGUUUGCUGAUAAACACAGGGGAUCCUACAGCAAUGCCUUGAAGCCCAUUGUGUGCCCCUUUUAUUGCUCUUACUCUGGAUAUGAGGAUGAGCUAUUGUGGGGUGCUGCUUGGCUGCACAAAGCUACCAAGAAUCCAAUGUACCUAAAUUACAUUCAAGUUAAUGGCCAAAUUCUUGGUGCUGCUGAGUUUGACAACACUUUUGGGUGGGACAACAAGCAUGUUGGAGCAAGGAUACUUCUUUCCAAGGAAUUUCUUGUUCAGAAGGUACAGUCCCUCCAUGAUUACAAGGGUCAUGCAGAUAAUUUCGUUUGCUCUCUGAUUCCAGGAGCUUCUUCUGCCCAAUACACCCCAGGGGGUCUUUUGUUCAAGAUGAGUGAUAGCAACAUGCAGUAUGUUACAUCCACCACGUUCCUACUGUUAACAUAUGCCAAAUACUUGACCUCAUCCCACACUGUUGUGAACUGUGGUGGCAUCACAGUAACCCCAAAGAAGCUCAGGACAAUAGCCAAGAAACAGGUGGAUUAUUUGCUAGGAGAUAACCCUUUGAAGAUGUCCUACAUGGUGGGGUAUGGUCCAAGGUUCCCACAGAGGAUCCACCACAGGGGCUCAUCUCUGCCGUCCGUUGCUAUGCACCCAGGGAAGAUCCAAUGCUCAGCAGGGUUCAGUGUGAUGGAUUCACAAUCCCCUAACCCGAAUGUUCUAGUGGGUGCGGUUGUUGGUGGGCCUGAUCAGAAUGAUAGGUUCCCAGAUGAACGGUCAGAUUAUGAGCAAUCAGAGCCUGCUACUUACACCAAUGCACCCCUUGUGGGAGCACUGGCUUAUCUUGCACACUCAUUUGGUCAACUCUAGAAGUCUAUUACUACUAGAAUGCAGCAUCAUCUCCAACUUGUUUGGUGUAUCUGAUUCUCUGAUGAUGUUUUAAUUGUACCUACCUAGUUUAACUUAUUGGCUUUAACUGUGUAUGAUUUGGGAAAGUAAUGUUUAUGACUAU